AUGGCUGCACCAUCCACCAAACCCACCCCUCAGACCCCCAAGUCGGUCGCCUCCCCAACUCCGACUAACAACCACUCGGCUCGACUGGAGAAGACUCACCCUGGUGUUCGUCGGUCAACUCCGGACUCGGAAGCUCUAGCUUCUUCAGACGACGACGGAGAUCAUCUCCAGAACAUCAUUGCGUCUACGACAGCACAACCAGCCAAGCCCGCUCGACGUACCUCCUGGCUCAACGAGGUUCCUGCUCUCGCCCCUCGCAAAGCCUCCCUCACUGGCCUUCCGUUGUCUUCAGGUGCCUCCAACCCUAGCAGUCCGGCUACCGAACAAGCGGGAUGGCCGGCCAGCACGAGUCCUGGAAUCGGCAGCUCCAUGGGUUGGAAUAAUGCUGGGAGCAGUCCUUUUUCCUGGGGUACUGGUAUCUGGAACACUGAGUCUCGAAAAGAGCCACCACCGCGUCUUUCCGAGAUAAUCCCUUCUCCGACCAUGUCUAACCCGUCCACCGCAAGCAACUACUUCACGGAGGAACUGCUGAGUCCUACAACUCGGACGACCACGGGAGAGUCUGCCAUUCCAUUCUCCAUUCCUCUGCAUCCCACUCCCAAGACCUACCGCUCCCAGUCUUACUCUGUGGGUCAACUAGACCCGGAAUUUCUGGGUUUCAUGGCGAACAAGUCUGCAUCCCCCUACUCUGGUGGUCGCGCCCGGAACGGCGGCCAAUAUACUUCGCUCCAGCACCGUUCGUCCCGUCCGAGCCUCCUUGGUGAGCUCGGACACGAUCCUGCCACUCUUGGGCGUGUGUGCGAAGAUGACGGCGACGACGAGGCCGGAAGCCCGGACGGCUCGGACGGUAGUCUCAGCAACCACGCUGCCAACCAGGCGCGCACCAUCGAACAACUUGCGAGGGAGAACGCGCUCCUGCGCCAAGCAGCUGGUCAGAUCGACAAUACGCUCAAAGACCGUGCUAUGUCCACAGCGUCCGCAGCCAGCGGGUAUGCGAUCGGAAGUGGACUGCAUAAUUUGCAUCGUAUUCGCGGCAGUGUCCCGGAAGAGACAGAUCUUGCGGUGGAGGACUUAGACGAACUUGGGGGCAUUCCUGGCUACAGCAGUUUCCACCACGGUGGUCCUCGGCGCAGGCUCUCCGAGCAUUCGGUAAACUUGGAGAAGCAGUUCCCCACCUACGAAAACCGUGUUUUGGAGAACGUCCGCAAGGCUCAUUGGCAAACCUCCCUCGGAUUUGGCAGCGUUUCCGAUAUCCCUCAGAGUCGACGUCACUCAUUCGCGGAUAUUCCUAUUCGACAUGCCUCCAUCUCAGGCGAGCCACAGGCAGCGCCCAGCACGAGGUCGGGACUAGGAGAUCGAGAGGAGGACUUUGACGGCCCACUUUCUGCUAUUCAUGGCCAGAAUCGUGAGUAUCCACAUUUUCAUGCGGCCCCUCGUCCCGAGGAGCAUGAAAUGGAGACAGAGUAUUUACGAGCUCGUCGAUUUGCAGAAUCCUAUUUUGCUCGCGACCAGGCUCUCCGCAGUGCCGACGGUCCUUCCAUGACUUCCCUUCACCAAGCAUACACAAUGCCCAAUGCUUACGGUCGCCACCAGCCGGGUCUUGCGCAUCAGAACCAGCUUUUGUAUAUCGUCACCUUCAAGUGCCAUCGUGCGGAUGUCUUCUAUAUCCAGGAGGACACCGGACUUCAAGUGAAACCGGGCGAUCUCGUCAUUGUCGAGGCUGAUCGGGGUACGGACCUUGGAACCAUUCAACAUGCCAAUGUGUCGAUGCAAAAGGCCCGAGAACUCAAGCAACAGUAUGCCGAGGAGCAUUACAAGUGGUUGAUGAUGUUCUCCCGGCAGGGCCAGAACGGAGCAGCAAAUGUGGUCAACACUCCUGGAAGCGUGCCCGGCCUCAGCAACCGAAGCGCCAUCGGUGGCAUGGGACCUCAUGGUCCACACGGACUUCAAGACUCGACGGCGGACAUCAAACCUAAGCUAAUCAAAAGACUGGCUCAAAACCACGAGAUCCUGGCGCUGCGUGACAAGGAAGGAAAUGAAGCCAAGGCCAAGCGUGUCUGCCAACAGAAGGUUGCAGAGCAUCGGCUUAAUAUGGAGAUUCUGGAUGCUGAAUUCCAGAUGGAUUGGAAAAAGCUUACCUUCUAUUACUUCGCCGACUCCUAUAUCAACUUCAACUCUCUGGUGACUGAUCUCUUCAAGAUCUAUAAAACCCGAAUCUGGAUGUCGGCCAUCAAUCCCGCCUCUUUUGUGACACCUCCGAGUGCAGGCCUCCAGGCACCAAAUCCUUUGGCGUACAGUCAUGACGCUCCAGCGGAUCGCUCGCACCAGCAUGAUGGUAGAAUGUAUGGCUCUGCUCGGGAUGGCCUCGACGCCGGGCGAGAGGGCCAACUAGGCAUGCUACGCGGCGCGUACUCGGAGCCUUAUCAAGGCUUCAGCCAAUCUUCUCGAGCACCGGAGUCUGGUCUUGGGGGCCUUUCUUCUCCGGACCCCUUUUCUCCCUACUCAUCCAGUGGGUAUACUCCCUUGGAUUCGGGCUAUGUCGACUACGCGGCCGGUUCUGGCGCAGGUGCUGGUUCCUCCCGUCUGCACCCUCAAAAUGAGUGGAUGAGCCGCUUCCAGGGGUUGUCGCUCAACUCUUGA
Molecule: messenger RNA, 2640 nt
Organism: Aspergillus homomorphus CBS 101889
Lineage: Eukaryota; Fungi; Ascomycota; Eurotiomycetes; Eurotiales; Aspergillaceae
Product: PSP1 family protein
Exons: 2
Coding region: 1-2640 (879 amino acids)
Cellular component (GO): cytoplasm
Source: RefSeq, a predicted model, not a curated record